Messenger RNA from Octopus bimaculoides (California two-spot octopus), 1322 nucleotides. Its product is annotated as N-lysine methyltransferase SETD6. Gene Ontology annotation, biological process: peptidyl-lysine monomethylation. NCBI's taxonomy places the organism in Eukaryota, Metazoa, Mollusca, Cephalopoda, Octopoda, Octopodidae. Gene Ontology annotation, molecular function: protein-lysine N-methyltransferase activity; protein binding. The record is from RefSeq and is a predicted model, not a curated record. Gene Ontology annotation, cellular component: nucleus.
AUGGAGAGCAACCGAAAACGUGUUUGCAGUUCGCUGAUAUGUGAUAACAGCGCGGGUUGUUCCAUUUCGAAACGUCCUUUAUUAGAAGACCAAACUGUGAACGCAUUUACAGAAUGGUGUUUUGAUUUGUCAGAUACCAAAAGUGACAAGGGUUGGAUCACACUCUUACUCAGCAUUUUACACGAGUAUAACAACCCGAACUCAAAGUGGAGGCCUUACUUUAAUCUUGUUCCUGACUUCAAGCAUUUAGAACUGCCACUCUUUUGGUCAGAGACCAAUCGGACAGAAUUACUACAAGGAACAGACAUCAAAAAAUUGGUGGAGUCAGACUUGGAAUCAAUCAAUUCCGAUUUCAACAAUGUCAUUUUGCCUUUUGUGAAGAAACACCCGGAUGUUUUCGCGCCCAAAUGUCAAAGCUUGAAGUUCUAUCACAAGAUGGUGGCAUUUGUGAUGGCUUAUAGCUUCAUGGAACCCACCAACCCUAUGCUCGACAGCUCCGAUGAGGACCAAGUCACUGCACCCCCCAUGAUGGUUCCUGUGGCAGACAUCCUUAACCAUGUUGCCAACCACAAUGCUGAGUUGUCAUACGAAGUGUCUUGCUUAAAGAUGAUUACCGUGAAAGAUAUUCAGAAGGGAGAAGAAGUGUAUAACACGUACGGAAUGUUAAGCAAUUCUCAACUGCUACACAUGUAUGGGUUUGCAGAACCAUAUCCCAAGAACGUGAAUGACACAGUUGAAAUCCCAAUAAAAAUCUUCCAAGAGAGUGCAGCUGAAUUGCCAGUUCAUGCAGACAAUGAAGAAUUGUUACAACAGAAAUGGCAAAUGAUGUUAAUGUCUAAUAUCAUCAGCGAGGAUGAUUCCUUUCUACUCGGCAUGCGGGGUUUCCUUACAAAAGACGAACUGAUCCUAUUUCUUCAGAUUUUAUUUCUGAAUGAUUCAGAGUUUGUGACUUUGAAAACAAAAGACAGUUUCCAGAUUGAUCCAAAUGUUGUAAAUCAAACAAAUAACAAUGACAACGAUAAUGAUGACGAUGAAGACGAAGACGAAUGUGAUGACAGUUACGAUGACGAUGAAGAACUGCUUCAUUUUAAAGAUCUUCGAAACUUAUGUCCUUCCUGGAGAAAGCUACUCACUCAGGCUGCGGAAAAGUGUUUGGCCCGGUACACAACCACUUUGGAAAAAGAUUCCACCACCCUGCUUUCAGAAAAUUUUGACGAUUUACCAGCGUUCAAAAGAUUUGCAUUCUACACCACCUACUCUCAGAAGAAAAUGUUAGAAAAGCUUAUAAAAUAUUGUCAGUGUUGAAUAAAUGCUGAAAUUAA